This is a messenger RNA of Camellia sinensis, 831 nucleotides long. NCBI's taxonomy places the organism in Eukaryota, Viridiplantae, Streptophyta, Magnoliopsida, Ericales, Theaceae. The record is from RefSeq and is a predicted model, not a curated record.
ACUACAUGCCAAGAAGGGUAUAAUUUAUUUUCCGAGCAGCAAAAUAUCCUCAUUGCAACCAAUGGUCGUACCAGGUCAUUAUCAAUUGCUGUAAUUUGACUAUGAAAAAUUAUAGAUAUGAUGCCAAUAAUAUGAUUUGUGGUACCCUGUAAUAUUCCAAUCAACAAUAAUGUUAUACUUAAGCACUUCGAUUAUUCAAUAUGUGGCAUUCCAUCAGAGUUUUUUUUGAAGAUUGAGAGUUUUGAUUGCGAAGAUGAAGAGGGCUAGAGAUGAUAUGUACAUGGCUUCUCAACUCAAACGCCCCAUCGUCUCCUCUCGCGCCGAACCCUCUGGGCAAUCCCAGAUGAUGGGUGGAGCGAGCACACAGAAACUAACUACCAAUGAUGCAUUGGCAUAUCUCAAGGCAGUUAAGGACAUAUUUCAAGAUAAAAGGGAUAAAUAUGAUGAGUUUCUUGAAGUUAUGAAAGGGUUCAAGGCUCAAAGGUGCAUUAGGCUGUUGUACCUUGCUUUGCUUCAGAAAAAGCAAGCAUUGCCUGUCCGCAGGAGUUGUGAAAAUAUCCUAAUUGGAGAUGGAGGGUCAAAAUAAUAUGACUGUGAGUUCACUGAAUGCUCUUCAGCAGAGAAGUAUGCACUCUUAUUUCCUUAAUAUGUCGGAAGCAUGCAAUUAAUUACAUUGGCCUAUGAAAUUGGUUAAACUAUGAUUCCCUUUAGGCAAUAGAGUCCAAUCAAGUUAUGAGGAGCAACUUUUAAUUAUUCGAAUAUCAAAUAUAUUUUUAUAAUUGCAUUUAAUCUUAAAUUUAAAUAGUGUUGCGAUUACAAUUAUAUUAUAAU